CGAUUCUGCUCUUCUUCUCCUUUCUUCCCGCUACAGCCACUCGAAAGAAAAAAAAAAAAGGGGAACCAGCCAUGCUUUGAGAAACCGGUAAAGCUUGAUGAUUUUCCCUUCCUUUCUUGUUCUAGAACUUGAUUUGGAACCCAGAAUUCUUCCCCCCUGCUGGAAAAUCCGAAUCUGCUUUGCUCUGUCCGCCGGCUGCUCUUGUUGUGGGGGUGAAUUGCUUUGAUUUUCUGACCCGUGAGCUUCCCUGCAGCUUGCCGCCGGCCUCUUCCCCCCCUGUAGCUCCGGUUUCUACAGCUGGAGAAUUAUGGAAAAUCCCGUGAGAUUAGUUAGUGUUUUGGCCAAUUUGUGGGAGUGGAGUUACUGUUCACGUCAGGGGUACUGUUCACCGAUACUGUUCACACCCCGAGGGCCAACAAUUAACGGGGAUUUAAGUGAUUAGUUUGUGAUAUAAGAACAAAUUUGGAGAUAUUUGAUCAUGUGGAGAUUUAUGGAAAUAGCAUUGUGAUUAGGAAUGAUCCUAAUGAAGUGUUCAGUGUGAAUUUGUGAUAGUCCGGUAUUAAUUCUGAGUAUUUUGAUUAGGUUCUCAAUCGUUCUGUCAGUUUAGUACGUGAAUUGAGUGCUCGGUUUUGCGGAGUGAGGUAAGUAAAUUUAUGGUAAUGCCUGUACUGUUUUUAAAAGCAUGUUUUGAUUUGUUUUUGAAGUGAUGGCGGGACUAAACCCAUUUUACACGAGCAUGAUUGAUUUGAAGUGAAAGGUCUUAUGCUUUUCAUUAAAUUGAGCAUGCCUACUUGAAAUUUAAUGAUUGUCCUGAUGAUCUGAAAGUGAUUGGUAAAUUAUGUUUUUCUGUUAACUUCAGCCUAUUUUGUCUCCGAUGUGGUUAUGUUCUUGUAACCCUACUAGUGGGGGUUAAACGCUAGCACAUGUCGGCACAUGUCGAUAUGUUCCUAUUAGAACCGGUUCAUUCCUGUAAUCCUGCUAGUGGGAGUUAAACACUAGUAAUUUCUGUUGCCUGCCAGUGGGAGGUUUAAACACUGGCCAUGACCUAUAGAGGAGACGUCUAUUUCGUUCCAGCACUGUAUCCGUUUUUCGUGAUUGUACUUGUUGGCAUGCUAUAAGUUUAAUAAGGGCACUCCAUAUUUUACUUAUUGAGUUUAUCUUAUAGUUUUUCCUUGUCCACCAUUUCAGGAAGCGAAACUGAGGACGGGGAAACCACAGGAAGUGACGAGUUAGAAGGCUAGCCAUUUCGAGAUUGAUAUAGAUUUUUAGAAAUAAAUCAUGAUCUUGUAAACUAGAGUGUAUUGGAGAUUUUAUGAUAUGAGAGAAAAUUUUAAAGAUUUGAUCUUCAGAUUUUGGUGGUAUCAGAAUACAGUAUGAUAAGUUCC
Messenger RNA from Rubroshorea leprosula, 1385 nucleotides. The record is from the annotation of a GenBank genome assembly. Lineage: Eukaryota; Viridiplantae; Streptophyta; Magnoliopsida; Malvales; Dipterocarpaceae.